This is a messenger RNA of Plasmopara halstedii, 588 nucleotides long. RefSeq names its product RxLR-like protein. The transcript is spliced from 5 exons. The record is from RefSeq and is a predicted model, not a curated record. Bases 1 to 588 code for a protein of 195 amino acids. Lineage: Eukaryota; Oomycota; Peronosporomycetes; Peronosporales; Peronosporaceae.
AUGGUUAUUCUCAUCUCUGUGCUUCAUUUGCUACUCCACGUGUAUAUUUCUAGUGCACAAUCAGCUCCUCAAUUACCACAUCAAUUCCAAGCUGAGGUGCAUGUAUUAUCGCAUCUUACGAAUCCUCGUCAGGAGUAUCCGACAUCAAUAAAAAGGAUGAAGAUUCAAUUCGACUUGAUACAUCAAGUCGCAAGGGCAGAAAUAUUAGAAGGAGAUGAUACAGGAAAGACAUUUGUGCGGCGAUAUGACGAGAAAAGAGAAAUUAUGGUCAAGGGUGGAGAAUUUCGCAAGUGUGAACGUGCUUAUCUUGGUGAUGCUAUGCCAGAACCAAGAAUUCCUUUUAUUCAAAAGUUUGUGGCUAUGGAAAGUUUGAGAGGUAAAGUGUGUGAGCAUUGGAUACACUCGCAUGACAACGUUCGAGUUCAUGUGUUUAAAGACGUUGCAUUAAACGUUCCCAUCCGCUUGACUGAAGAAAUAAUCAUGGACAAACAGGCAACAAUGCUCCUAACUUUUGAUCUUUACAAUAUAGUAGACGAAUACACUGCAUUGUUCAGCGCAAACACUACGAGUGACAACAUGGCGCUCUAG